Molecule: messenger RNA, 1596 nt
Organism: Diaporthe amygdali
Lineage: Eukaryota; Fungi; Ascomycota; Sordariomycetes; Diaporthales; Diaporthaceae
Exons: 3
Coding region: 1-1596 (531 amino acids)
Biological process (GO): regulation of DNA-templated transcription
Molecular function (GO): zinc ion binding; DNA-binding transcription factor activity, RNA polymerase II-specific
Source: RefSeq, a predicted model, not a curated record
AUGGUCAACACGGGAAAGCCUUCGGGCGGCUGCAAGCUCUGUCGCGCCCGCAGAAUCAAGUGCGAUGAGGCCAAGCCUUUCUGCUUGAAAUGUCAGAAAUCCAAGCGGCAGUGUCCCGGCUACAGGGACCCCUUCGACGGCAAGAUCCGCGAUGAGACUCAGGCAACUAUCCGAAAAUUCAAGAGGACGCGCAUCGUCAUCGAGAAGGAACAGGUGCUGGAGGACCAGGCUUUGAUGGAGGCAACGAACGACGAUGAGGCCGAGGAUAUCAAGGCGAACCCCCCGGAAUGGAAAUGCGGCUUCUUCGAGGGCAGGAGAGGCAGCGACUCGGGCAAGUCAUCGACGUCCGUCACAUCAAGCAAUUCGUCGAGUUCUUCCUGGGAAACGAUACACGAGGACUACUUCGCUUCGCUUGUGACCCCCGUGGAGCAGCAGGCAACUUGCUUCUUGCUGUCUGACUAUGUUCUCGUCUCAGAGAUGCCCGGAGGGCGGAGGGGAUAUUACAAGUUCGCAUACAAGAUCCUGACCAAAGGUGAUCCCUCGAGAUGUCUCUUGUCGGCCUUCAAGGCUGUUUCGUUUGUGGCUCUGGCCUCCCGUCCGAAUUCUCGUCACCUAAUGAUCGAGGCUGAGUCCUACUACUCAAAAGCCCUGAGGGAGGUCAACAAGGCUAUCCAGGAUCCUGCACAGGUCAAGAGUGACGGGACACUGGGUGCCGUGUUGCUGCUGGCAUUUUACGAGGAGACCGACGAGGGUGCAGAGAUGUUCGCAAUGACACGCAACCAAUACCUCUCCAUCCGCAGCAUGUCGCCCACAGUAGAGCACGAUGACUACUCCUGGCUGCUGCGCCAACACUGUGGCGAGCCGUAUGUCAGCCGAGUUGCGACCCUCACCAUCGCGUGCAGCGAGAUCCGCAUGAAGACUGACCGACUUCUGUCCGGAGGAAAUCGAGACCCGAGGAAGAUCCAAGGCGUACUGGAGCUGCUGCGGACGGCACAGGCCAUGCAAAAGAAGUUGUUGAGUCUAGACCAGCCUCAAAAUGCUGUAUGGUCUGUAAGCACCGUAAUCCGAACCUCUCACAGGCCACGCGACGACGACGAGGACCCACCUGGAGAGGUGUACACUUUCCACAAUCUUUACACUGCCAUGAUCUACACAAUUAUCUGGUGUUCUCACAUUUUCCUCACGACCUGCAUAUUCCGCUGCAUGGCCUGGCUGGUAGCUCCCGACGACUGGAAAAACGGCGAGGACUACGAGGCUGCCGUGAAAGCCACCAAGCAGCGCAUUGCCGACAUCGUCGCCGCGACCCCUUAUUGCUGCUCUUGGAACGGAUAUGACGUGGAGUAUGCCGACUUUCCUGUCGGCAUGCCCAGCGCGGCCGCCCCUGCGAAGGGCGUCGCAGGCCUGGUCAUCUACAGGGCUGCCUUUACCGCUUUGGUCUCAGACUAUGCUACUCCGGAGCAGAAGAGAUACCUGCAUGGCCGGAUGAGAUUUCUGGCUGACGUUGUUGGGAUCAAGCAGGCGAAUGUCUUGCUCAAGACAAAAGACGAAUCCGCGACUCCCUCGCGCGAUAUUGAGCGAGACAGAAUGCGGAGAUAG